This is a messenger RNA of Ochlerotatus camptorhynchus, 980 nucleotides long. RefSeq lists its product as uncharacterized. The transcript has 2 exons. Bases 114 to 980 code for a protein of 288 amino acids. Lineage: Eukaryota; Metazoa; Arthropoda; Insecta; Diptera; Culicidae. The record is from RefSeq and is a predicted model, not a curated record.
ACAAAAAUUCGGUGAAAUUCGUAAAACAGGUAGACUCUACUGACGAAGUACCAUUUGACAAAUUCAACAGAAUAAGCAUAAACAACUCUAGUGACGAAUCAGAUAUUAAUUGCAUGAAAAUUGGAAGUAACAGCAACGUGAGCGAACCAUGUUUAGUAGAGGUCAUAAUUCAAGGUCGUAGGUUGAUGAUGGAAAUUGACACAGGGUCAGCAGUUGCUGUGAUCAGUAAGACGUUGUAUAGAAAACUUUUUGAUUCUAUUGUUUUGACAAAAUGUAACAAGAAAUUGGUGGUAGUUAACGGUUCUAAGCUUGCCGUUGCUGGACAGCUUCUGGUAAAGGUCAGUCUUAACGGACGUAGUAGUUUGGAAAAACUUGUAAUUUUGAAUACCGAAUCUGAUUUUACCUCUCUUUUGGGAAGAGACUGGAUGGAGAGCUUCUAUCCAGAAUGGAAGUUACACUUCCUGAACCCUGGAGUUAUUAACCAUCUGGGCUUUGACACAUUUCGUGAAAAUGCAAUAGGUAACAUAAAACAAAAAUAUUUUAAAGUAUUUAGUAAGGAUUUUUGCGAACCUAUUUCAGGGUUCAAGGCUGAUCUUACUUUCAAGUCAGAGCAACCAAUUUUUAAACGUGCAUACCAGGUACCAUACAAGCUAAAGGAGAAGUUUUUGAAUCAUCUGGACAUGCUUGAACAACAAGGAGUUAUAACAGCUAUCAAGGCUAGUGAAUGGGCUUCGCCUGUUAUCGCAAUUUUGAAAAAAGACGGAGAUAUACGCAUGAUAUCAUUGAGUGGUCACAAGCUAACUGCUCAUAGGAACCAGCUGAAGAUGGCCCACACGCCUCGCCGACAAUCGAAAGUAUUCGUAUCCAUGGGCAUGCCGGCAUCCAAGAAGAGACACAGAAGUGUUUCUGACGAGGAAGACCUCUUAGGUUUCCCGGAUGUUCCUAUGGUGCCAGAAGAUGUUCAAACAUUGUUCAUCUAG